AUUAAUUCCCAACAAACCCCCUCCACCUUCUGCUCUUUCAUAUUUGUCUUUUCUUCUCAAUUUGUGUCUUCUCUCUCGCCCACUUGCUCAAUCUUUCAGAUUGGGUUGGACACUCCGCGGAUUGAGGCUACUUUGGGUGCGGUGACGGUGUUGUGAUCUUGUCGUUCUAGCGUUUAUCCACUCAUCUGUCGAUAUUCUCAACGGAGAUACACAUAAAGAACGAUUAAGGGAUUUAUAACAAAGAGUUUGGGACAAAUUGGUUGCAUGGAUUAUCUGAAUUCAGUGUUUUUGCAAUCCACAAGAGAAGUCCAUGCUGGUGAUGCACUAGUUAGUGGUGGCGGCAUCAGUGAGAAUGGAAAGUUCAGCUAUGGAUAUGCGAGCUCUCCAGGAAAAAGGUCUUCAAUGGAGGAUUUCUAUGAGACAAGGAUUGAUGGCGUAGAUGGAGAAGUGGUUGGUCUCUUUGGUGUCUUUGAUGGUCAUGGUGGAGCUCGAGCUGCAGAAUAUGUCAAACAAAAUCUUUUCAGUAACCUUAUCGGACACCCAAAGUUUAUAUCUGAUACUAAAUCAGCCAUAGCUGAUGCGUACAACCGUACUGACUCAGAAUUCUUGAAAUCUGAAGACAGCCAGAAUAGGGAUGCCGGGUCUACUGCUUCCACUGCUAUACUUGUUGGUGACCGCUUGCUGGUGGCAAAUGUUGGAGAUUCAAGGGCUGUUAUUUGCCGGGGUGGUAAUGCUAUCGCAGUCUCUCGAGAUCACAAACCAGAUCAAAUAGAUGAAAGACAAAGAAUCGAAGAUGCUGGAGGUUUUGUGAUGUGGGCAGGAACUUGGAGGGUUGGGGGAGUGCUUGCAGUAUCUCGUGCCUUUGGUGAUAGACUUCUAAAACAGUUUGUGGUUGCUGAACCCGAUAUCCAGGAAGAAAAAGUCGAUGACACCCUUGAAUUUCUUAUCCUUGCAAGCGAUGGACUUUGGGAUGUAGUAAAAAAUGAGGAAGCCGUUUCUAUGACAAAGCCGAUCCAAAAUCCAGAAGAAGCAGCAAAAAGGCUGCUGCAGGAAGCAAAUCAGAGAGGCAGCGCAGAUAACAUAACCAUCGUUAUAGUCCGGUUUCUGGCAAACCAGGAGGAGGAGCCUUCAAAUGCUCGCUCUGGUUAGAAAGCGAGAGUCAUGGUCCGUCCGGUUAUUUAGGACGAAUUGCUGAACGACAAAAAUAGAAAAAGGUACUUUUUCCUUAACAAAAUUUAGAGUUACAGACAUACAUUAAUAUCUAUGUGUUGUUGACUUGAGUUGGAAACCUUGCAUGCACUUAAGUAACUGUUACUUGACAUUUCUGUACUGAAUGGUUUAUUAUAUAUAUGUAUGUAUGUAUUUGAAUUGUAAAAAAUCUGUGUUUGUUGUUUUCAGUUAUAAGGACAUAAAAUGAGUUUUGUGGGCUGCU
This is a messenger RNA of Andrographis paniculata, 1432 nucleotides long. RefSeq names its product probable protein phosphatase 2C 59. Lineage: Eukaryota; Viridiplantae; Streptophyta; Magnoliopsida; Lamiales; Acanthaceae. Gene Ontology annotation, molecular function: protein serine/threonine phosphatase activity; cation binding. Gene Ontology annotation, biological process: protein dephosphorylation. The record is from RefSeq and is a predicted model, not a curated record. The coding region runs from base 265 to 1149 and encodes 294 amino acids. Gene Ontology annotation, cellular component: nucleus; cytosol. The transcript is spliced from 10 exons.